This is a messenger RNA of Onychostoma macrolepis, 1940 nucleotides long. RefSeq names its product E3 ubiquitin/ISG15 ligase TRIM25-like. Gene Ontology annotation, molecular function: zinc ion binding; protein binding. Lineage: Eukaryota; Metazoa; Chordata; Actinopteri; Cypriniformes; Cyprinidae. The coding region runs from base 128 to 1786 and encodes 552 amino acids. The transcript is spliced from 6 exons. The record is from RefSeq and is a predicted model, not a curated record.
GCUAAAACAGGCUCCCAUAGAAUACAGUGAAUCUUCUGGCACCCUCCCAUUCCAUACAACCCAAAGCAAGCAAGUCACAUGCUCAUCUCUGAAACUGAAACUAAACAGACUUUGUUUGCACAGUGAAAUGGCGGAGGCUGCUCUCGCGCUCUGCUGUCCAGUCUGUCUGGAUGUUCCCAGGAAUCCUGUGACCAUUCCCUGUGGACACAGUUACUGUAUGAGUUGUAUCACAGGCUGCUGGGAUCAGGAGGAUCAGAUGAGAGUCUACAGCUGCCCUCAGUGCAGACAGACCUUCAGUCCCAGACCUGCUCUCAGAAAAAACACCAUGCUAGCGGAUCUGGCAGAGAAACUAAGGAUCGAGGUGCCCGAGGCCUCUCUCUGUUACGCUGAGCUCGAUGAUGUGCCGUGUGAUGUCUGCACAGGGAGAAAAUGCAAAGCUGUGAAAUCAUGCUUGGUGUGUUUGGUGUCCUUUUGCGAGCUCCACCUGAAGCCGCACCGGGUGUCUUCAGCAUAUGAGGGCCAUAAAUUAGUCACGGCGUCUCGUAAGAUCAAGGCGAUGAUUUGUUCUACUCAUAAGAAGCCGCUGGAGGUUUACUGUCAGACAGAUAAACGGUUUGUGUGUUUGAUUUGUGUUCUGACGGAACACAGAGAUCACGACAUUGUGUCAGCUUCCACUGAAAGACAAUCUAAACAGAUAGAGAUUGAAGAGAUGCAAAGGAACACAGCAAAGAGAAUUCAGAGAAGAGAGAGUGAAUUAACCAAACUCACAACAUUAGCAGAGACAAUCAGGAGCUCUGCCCAGGAAGCAGUGGACGACAUGGAGAAAGUCUGUACUGAGCUGACAGACUCCAUUAAGGCCCAAAGCAGUGAGAUCAUCCGUCUGAUCAGAGCUCAGGAGGAGACGGCCAUCGGUCAGUCUGAGACCGUUCGAGAGCAGCUACAGCAGGACAUUACUGAGCUCCAGCAGCGAGAUGAAGACCUUCAGCUGCUUUUACUUUCUGAAGAUGACUUGCUGUUCCUCCAGAGUAUUAGGUCUCUGUCAAAUCCUCCAAUGUUUGAAAAUUCACCCAGAGUUCAUUUGAGUCGUCGAGGCUUAUUCGAAAAUGUAAGGAAAUCAAUCUCUGAGAGAAAUGACAGAAUAAUGGAUUUACUCAAGGAGAGCCACAUACGGUUAUCUGAGAAAGUUCAAAAAGUUCAGAUUGUCCUGCCUCUCCACCCCAAGAACCGAGAAGAUUUUUUGCCAUAUUCCUAUACCAUGACACCGGACCUCAAUACAGCUCAUAACAAUCUCCAUUUUUCGGAAGGAAACACCAAAAUGACGUGGGGUACAGUACAGUCGAAUCCGGAUCACCCAGAGAGAUUUGAUAGAUGGUGGCAGGUCUUAAAUACAGAGGGUUUGACCGGCUGCUGGUACUGGGAGGUGGAGUGGAGCGGCAAGGUUGUCAUAGCAGUUUCAUACAAGAGCAUUAACACUAAAGGUCCUGGAAACGAAUGUGGAUUUGGACACAACGAUCAGUCCUGGUGUUUGUGCUGCUCAUCUUCUCACUACUCGUUUAGGCAUGGUAAUGUUGAGACGAAGCUACUCAAAAUUCCCAGCUCAUCUCGAGUAGGAGUGUAUGUGGAUCACAGUGCAGGAACUGUGUCCUUCUACAGCGUCUCCGACACCAUGAGCCUCAUCCACACACUCCAGACCACAUUCACUCAGCCGCUCUAUCCGGGGUUUGGUUUCAGACUCGGGUUUUUAGGCUCCAUUCAAAUCUCUCCCACAGCUUUCAGUUUAAAGUAGCAUUUAUAUAUUAUACAUUACAUUUAUUCAUUUCGCAGAUGCUUUUAUCCAAAGCGACUUACAAUUGGGGAAUACAUCAAGCGAUUCAAGCUUCAAGCAUUGUUCAAACAAGUACAAGCUAGACUGGGAAAGAUUAAAGAAAAGAGGAAACAAA